This is a messenger RNA of Ilex paraguariensis (yerba mate), 414 nucleotides long. NCBI's taxonomy places the organism in Eukaryota, Viridiplantae, Streptophyta, Magnoliopsida, Aquifoliales, Aquifoliaceae. The record is from the annotation of a GenBank genome assembly.
AUGUUGAGUGAAACGCCAUGGAAACGAAAUAGAAGAAGCAACAAAUGCCUACCAACUGAUGAGGGGCUAACGAAUGACAACCUCUGUGGCCUAUCUCUGGACCCUAGAGUCCCAGACCAUGGAACCGGUCAAAAGAAGACAGUAGUCAACCACCGUCUUUUUGUGAUGGAAGCAGUCAAAAGAAGACAGAGGACACCAAAAAGUCCUUCGAUUUACAACUCAGAUUCUUCGCCAUCCGGCGACCUCGACCUCUCUCCGGAGAAUCUCGAGCUUUGUUCUCUUUCAUUCCUCCCGUAUUCAACUUCACAUUUUUCCAGCCAGCUAUCAAACGGAGCACUGUGUGCAAUUCUUGAUUUUGCUAAUGAUCAAUAUUCUAUUGGAGACAUUAAAUUUGAGACUUUUUGGGUUGAGUAG